ACCACAACCCUUGACAUGCUGUAAGGGAUCAUCGCCCACAGAGCCAUGGCGCCUUUGGGCGAGUUUGACUCUAAUGGGGCCAUCAGCAGCGCCUUGGGGCUCUUCGUGGUAAGGCGGCGCGCCGAGGCCGGGGAUGCGAAGCCAAGCUUCGCCAGCCUUUGCCAGGAAUGGGCUCAGCUUGCCCCCGAGCAGCGUGCUGCCUUCGAGCCACAAACUGCGAAGGCCGGGGCAGCCGACACCAAGCGCUUGCUGCUGCAGCAGCAGGAGGCGCAGAAGCUGCGGAGACCGGAGCCCAACGAGCUGAGAGAGCUCAAGCCCAAGCGGAAGCGGGCAAAGCCGGAAGAGCUGCCAGCACCGAGUUUCCCGAGGAAGGCUGACCGGGCGCCCAGCCCGGAGCGCCUGGCAGAGCUGCGGCAGCAGGUUCGAGAAGUCCAGGACUGCCAGGGCGAGGACUUGGCCAGCGCGUCGGCGCGGCUGCUGUGCCCGCGGCUGACCUUCGAUUGGGGGGAAGAGGAGGGCCUGAUGGUGGAGCCGCCCCAGGGCUGCGACCUCCGGCAACUCUUGCGGGAGGAGCAGCAGCGGAGCAUCUCCGUGCAGAAGGCGCAGAAACUGCUGAGAAGCUGAGCGGUUCCUCCAUUUGCCUGCCUCUUUGUACAGCCCCCCCCCACGUUAGCUGCAUGCCUUUCAUACUGAAAGGCAGACGCACGCAUUUGAAGCAACGCGCUGUGUUCAUGAUGCCAAUUCUGGCAGCGAGCGCGUGCGAGCGGACACGCCCGUUCGCGGCACUAAUUCGGUCUCAACCCCCGGAGGCUGGGCGUUGGGUUCAGAGAG
Messenger RNA from Effrenium voratum, 831 nucleotides. Lineage: Eukaryota; Dinophyceae; Suessiales; Symbiodiniaceae. The record is from the annotation of a GenBank genome assembly.